AUGGCCCGCUUGGGAGGCACAGCUGCUACAGCCAACAAUGGACCGACCAUCUUCAAAUCGCAGGGACGGUUGGGCUGAUCUUUUCUUUCUACGUGCACACAGCUAUACUCAAAAAUGGCUCCCACCGCUGCUGUCAGUCCUUUGGUGCAGCAGUACCACCUCGCCUACGCGCGUAUGACAAUGUUGACCCUCCUCUGACUUCCGAACCCCGCUUCGCUCUCCCCAUUCGGUUUCUCAUAUGCACCAGAACAAGAAGGCCGCCGCCACCAGCUCGCACAAGUUCAUCGUCGACUUCUCCGCCCCGGCCGACAACAAGAUCGUCAGUUCUCGUCUCAUCGGAACUCGGGGCGCUCCUCCAUCCCUUUCCCUACCCUCUCCGUUUACUCACUCUUCCACCUUUUUCUCUCAGUUCGAUGCCGAGGCGUACCAGCAAUUCCUGAUCAACUCGAUCAAGCACGAGGGCAAGACCGGCCAACUCGGCGACGUCAUCGCGGUCCAAAAUGCCGGCGCGGGCAAGAUCGCCAUCACCAGCUCGGUCCCGAUGAGCAAGAGGUACAUCAGGUACUUGACCAAGAAGUUCCUCAAGAAGAACAUGCGUACGUUGGACUUUCGGGGAAUCUCUUUUCAUUGAGGACCUCUCGUUGGAGAGGAUUUCUGGGUCUGGGAGAGACCGCGGAUCCUUUCUUCCCCUUGAGCAAUCGUGUCUCUAUAGAACUGACCACCCCUCUCUGCCAUCGCUCCACCUUUCCACGUGCGCGCAGUCCGAGAAUGGCUCCGCGUUGUCUCGACAAGCCCCGACACCUUCACCCUCAAAUUCUUCGCUUCCGAGGCUUUGAACGACGAAGAGGAGGAGGCUUAA
Microbotryum saponariae is the source of this 859-nucleotide messenger RNA. The record is from the annotation of a GenBank genome assembly. NCBI's taxonomy places the organism in Eukaryota, Fungi, Basidiomycota, Microbotryomycetes, Microbotryales, Microbotryaceae.